Messenger RNA from Chelonoidis abingdonii (Abingdon island giant tortoise), 880 nucleotides. RefSeq names its product stathmin 4 (gene STMN4). Gene Ontology annotation, molecular function: tubulin binding. Gene Ontology annotation, cellular component: cytoplasm; neuron projection. The record is from RefSeq and is a predicted model, not a curated record. Gene Ontology annotation, biological process: microtubule depolymerization; neuron projection development; regulation of microtubule polymerization or depolymerization. NCBI's taxonomy places the organism in Eukaryota, Metazoa, Chordata, Testudines, Testudinidae.
GCCUGGCAAGCAGGGCUGAUGCUGGCAGGAGCCCUUAGCAGCACUAAGUGAAUGAGCAGCACCAGGAGUGAGCGACAGAGCAGGUGCUGGGGGCCCCGAGAAAGCUUCUGGCCACACUUGAUUCCCAGCCUGCAGAAGGAACCCAUGCACCAUGACUCUGGCCGCGUACAAAGAGAAGAUGAAGGAGCUCCCCCUCGUGUCCUUGUUCUGCUCCUGCUUUCUGGCUGACCCCUUGAACAAACCAACGUAUAAAUACGAAGCAGACACCGUCGACCUCACCUGGUGCGUAAUUUCGGACAUGGAAGUCAUCGAGCUGAACAAGCGCACCUCAGGCCAGUCCUUCGAGGUGAUCCUAAAGCCGCCAUCCUUCGAUGGGAUCCCCGAGUUCAAUGCCUCCCUGCCCCGGCGACGCGACCCCUCCCUGGAGGAGAUCCAGAAGAAGCUGGAGGCGGCUGAGGAGCGGCGGAAGUACCAGGAAGCGGAGCUCCUGAAGCACCUGGCAGAGAAGCGGGAGCACGGGCGGGAGGUCAUCCAGAAAGCCAUAGAGGAGAACAACAACUUCAUCAAGGCGGCCAAGGAGAAGCUGGCACAGAGGAUGGAGUCCAACAAGGAGAACCGGGAGGCCCACUUAGCUGCCAUGCUGGAACGCCUGCAGGAGAAGGACAAACAUGCGGAAGAGGUGCGGAAAAACAAGGAGCUCAAGGAAGAAGCCUCCAGGUAGAGAGGCCAGGACGGUGGCGGUUUGGACUGACAACGCCAGUGAAGCUUUGCGACCGAUGAUGGGGAGUUCCUCUGCUUGCUUUGUUUGUGAAUGUAAAGAAUUGACCAGUGAAGCCAUCCUAUUUGUUUUGGGGGAGGGAGGGGAGAAGGGGAGGAGAGA